AUGAAGACGCUGUCAUCACUGCUUCUUCUCGUCCUCGUGGUGGCCCCCGGGCUGCUGCUGGCGCGGACGGGCACUGCCACCAAGCUCCGAGGGCUGGGAGCGCUCAGGGCGGAGACGACGGCCCUGACAGACGGGAGUGAAGCAGGAGCCGACCUGGACAUGAAGGAUGCCGCGGAGGGCACCGAUCAGGCGGCGGAUGUGGGGCUCUCUAGGAGGGCCGCCGCGGAGGCCGCCACAGCAGCCCUCUGGCCCUACCCCUGCAUUCCGCUUCGUCGGCUAGCUCAGCUACCUGCGGACACAGUGCUCCCCUUGAGACCCUGCCCCGACGACUUCCCCGAGGAUUUCCCGCCGCCGGUGAAGAAGCCCCCGCCGCCGCCGCCAGUGAAGAAGCCGCCGCCGCCGCCGCCAGUGAAGAAGCCGCCGCCGCCGCCGCCGGUGAAGAAGCCGCCGCCGCCGCCACCAGUGAAGAGGCCGCCACCCAAUGAUAUCAACGAUCCCCGCUGCCGCAUCGCCGGAAAGUCCGGUGGUGUCAAUGCGAAACCAAUCUAUUGCCCGUGA
Messenger RNA from Volvox carteri f. nagariensis, 558 nucleotides. RefSeq lists its product as uncharacterized. The coding region runs from base 1 to 558 and encodes 185 amino acids. Lineage: Eukaryota; Viridiplantae; Chlorophyta; Chlorophyceae; Chlamydomonadales; Volvocaceae. The record is from RefSeq and is a predicted model, not a curated record. The transcript is spliced from 2 exons.